Molecule: messenger RNA, 4982 nt
Organism: Amphiprion ocellaris (clown anemonefish)
Lineage: Eukaryota; Metazoa; Chordata; Actinopteri; Pomacentridae
Gene: spry4
Product: sprouty homolog 4 (Drosophila)
Exons: 2
Coding region: 318-1466 (382 amino acids)
Biological process (GO): negative regulation of MAP kinase activity; negative regulation of fibroblast growth factor receptor signaling pathway; negative regulation of Ras protein signal transduction
Cellular component (GO): membrane; cytosol
Source: RefSeq, a predicted model, not a curated record
CUCCCCCUCGGUGGUUGCAACAUCAUAUCCAAAGCUCUGCGUCCACAACCGCAGUCGUCUUUUAUGCACCAGCGAGUGGAGAUUACAGUGCUGGAGAGCCGCUCGCCGUUUUUCUCGCUUAUACCUUGUUCAGAUUAUCCCCCCCCCUCUUUGGACUUAUCUUUACUGAACAUUUGUGGAGCUACUCACUCUCUCGGACUGGACUAUAGGCUGCGCGUAAAACGUCGUGCGCAACGAAGAGAUGAGAAUUGUAUCCUGAAACCACAUUUUGCUUAAUGCUGCUUUAGAGUGAAGACGUGCGAGGCACCAGCCUACACAUGGAGUCCAGGGUUCCCCACCACAUCCCCGGAGUGUCCUCCUCCCUCAUAUCCCAGCCUCUGCUGGACAGUCGAGUGCCCUACGGCCGUCUUCAGCACCCUCUCACCAUUUACCCCAUUGACCAGAUAAAGUCGUCGCACGUGGAGAACGACUACAUCGACAGCCCGGCCGUUGUCUCCCAGCAGCCCCCGAGCCAGAAGUCUGCGAACCGAAGAAUCACCUGGCUGGGUCAGAAUCAGGAGGCCUUCCUUGGGGCAAACCACAACCAUCAUCACAAUCACCAACACCAGCCCCACCAGCAGGGCAGGUGCGAGCCACACCCACACCAGGACUCCACCACCCACCCUUGGAUUUCCUUCAGUGGAAGACCCAGCUCUAUCAGCAGCAGCAGCAGCACUUCGUCCGAUCAGAGGCUGUUGGAUCACGCUGCGCCCACCCCGACGGUGGACCACCACCCAAACUUGCACCCCCACCAGGCCCCUGUCAACACAAUCACAACCCGAACUACAGGCUGCUUCACUUCCUCUGAAUCUAAGGUCCUCACCUCCUCUUCCUCUGCUUCCUCUUGCUCCUCCUCUUCUAAAUCGCUAGACCUCAAGUCUGCAAAGAUACCCGUGGGAGGCGUGUGCCCCACUGGGGGUCAGCAGGGGUUGGCGUUGAUCCCUUCCUCCCCGGCUGAGAAGAAGCACCUCCUUCUCUGCGAGCACUGCGGGAAGUGCCGGUGCACAGAGUGUACGCUCCCCCGAACCCUACCCUCUUGCUGGGUCUGCAACCAGGAGUGCCUGUGCUCUGCUCAGAGCCUGGUGGAUACAGCCACCUGCAUGUGCCUGGUCAAAGGGAUCUUCUACCACUGCACGGAGGACGAGGACGACGAGGGCUCCUGUGCCGACAAGCCCUGCUCGUGCUCCCAGGCCAACUGCUGCGCACGCUGGUCCUUCAUGGCUGCCCUUUCUUUUGUCCUGCCUUGCCUGGUCUGCUAUCUGCCAGCCAUGGGUCUGGCUAAACUGGGACAGAAGUGUUAUGACAAUGUUAGCAGGCCCGGCUGCCGCUGCAAGAACUCACAGGGCGGCGUGAGUGUCCCAGUGUGUAAAAAUGGAGGCAUGGAAGCAAAAGCUGGGACACUAGAGAAGCAGCAGCAGGGGUCAUGAUACUGGACCAAACUGUCUGGCGGUGGCCUUGCUACAUAAAUGGACAUGAUCACACAGUACUUGCCUGCUCUCUAUGGAUAGGACAAUCCAACACCAACCCAUUAAACUAUCCCAUUAAUCUGCUGGAAGAUGACUUAUGUAAAACAAAGGUACUUAAAUGGCUUCUUGACCUAUGUUUGAUAGGGUGGAUGAUCAAAACGGGCUUUAUCUGAGAGAGUUGGCUAGUAUGAUUAGUUAACAGGCCCUCUUAGAUGUUUUUCUUUCAUUUUUUUUGUAAGAGUGACACAAGAAGAAGAGACUAGAAUGUGGGACUGGUGUUUGUGUUUUGUGAAGAUGGCUGAAGGCACAAAGUCAUUGUACCUCUCUGCUGCUCAAUAUUUCUCAGCUAGUUUUGUAACGCUAACUAAUCAGAAGCUGGAGGCCGAUCCUCAGAUUAUGUAGAAAUUAUCGAUGGAGAUAAAUAUCUAUGAGCCCCUUUUCCCAGCCCCAAAGCACAGUCCGGUGUCAAACAUGAAAACAAGUGAUUAUCUAUCCUGUGGCUUUAUGAUAGGCCAUCGCAAGAGUCAAACCACCAAUUAGUCCCUCCGCUUUUACGAUGAUCACCAUCCUUUAGUGUUGCCAGUUUCCACUCUUAUACCUGAAAGAUGCUAGCUUGGUCUCCCUAACGUUUUAUCUUGAAGUUUUUACCUCCACGGAGGAGCUGUAAAAACAAAACCUUUUUAGAUUUAACUGUAAUUUCCCAUGAUUCUCACUCUGUAUCGUGCGUAAGCAGUUGUGCUGCAAGUGAGAGAUAAUCACUUUACAGUGUGUUUUUCUAUCUUCGGGUGGUGAAGCCUCGACAUUCUGAAGUAUUUUGAAUGCUGUUCACCAAUCAUCUCAGACAUAAUGCAUGUCAUGACCUGCAUGCUCUAGUCUAAUGGGUACCCACCGUGCUAGAAGUCGAUUUGUAGUAGAGAAAUGUGUAAAAAAAAAACAAAAAAAGUCAAAAAAGAAAAAACGUACACCCAACCUUCUCAGGGACUCUUACAGUAAUCCUCUCUAGAACUUGGCCUACUGCAUAUUGAUUUCUAAACUGCCUAAGAGCCUGGUCUACUUCCUCUUUGCACAAAAAGGCAAAGAAACAUUUAGGGGCAAAAAGGCAAUGGUGAAUAAUUUAAAACAAGUAAGCUAAGAGAGAGACAAAACUGGCCAGAAAAUAAUGUUUCCGGAGGGGAAGUGGAUGCGAGUGAGAAGAGAGCGAAGAGGCGGAGAGAAGGCAUCACAAAGUUGCUGUUGUGUUUGUAUCCAGUCAGCCUUUUUUUGUCAAAAUCAAAACCUGCCACUUGCACAACCUUUUUAGGAAGACGCGAACCCCUUAAAGGAUGUACUAAAGCACAGUAUUAACCACCUCAGCUAUCUCACAUUACGUUGGCGUGCACUACAUUUAGUCAGCACCCCCCCACACUCACACACACACACACACACACACACACACACACACACACACACACACACACACACACACACACACACACACACACACAGUGUCUUCAUUACAUUCAAAUCAUUAUGCUGCAUAGCUGCGUAAGUCAGAUAGUCUCUCUUUUAUUCUUGAAGUCUAUUUUUGUGGCUUGCAUGAUGUUCUUAGGACUUUGCCAAAGGAAGCUAUUAUACAGUAGCAUGUUUUCGCAGUCUGAGUGAUCACAGUUGUUAUGCACUCUUGCCAAACAGAGUCGACGGCAGUUGGUCGUUAAAGGCGUGCUGCCCUUUAAUACAGACGGCCAUUUUCCGUUUGGCACUAAGGCAUACUGUCUUUGUUGCUCCAUAACACACACCUCUCUUUCAUGUCGGACCCUCAGCUUCCAUUAGGGUGCCUAAACUUUGCUCAUACUCGUAUUUGUCUUGUUGCACAAAGCUGAUAUCACACAGGAAAACAAAACAAAACAAAAAAAAGAAUGAAAAACACACACACACACACACACACACACACACACACACACACACACACACACACACACGGUCCUUAGUCUUGAAUGUAUGAGGCAAUAUUUUCAAAACCUAGCAAUUCAAUCUGAGAGAAAGGUGCCAAAACUGAGAAUGAUUGUGUGACUGGGCAAAGGCCUAGUAGGUAUAGAUGGGCAGCAAAAAUCACAAAUGUUUUGACAAUAUAUUUAGUAAUAGAGCUAUGCAGGUGAAAUGUUAUUUGCUGUAAAUAGUUUCACAACAUUUGUGUUCUUUAGAAGAGACUUUUAAAUGUCCUUGAAAGAUUGCAUGGUACAUUAUAACUACAAUUCAGUACAAAAUAUAUAGAGAAUAUAUUAGAUAUAUAUUUUGAGGGUAAGAAUAGGAUGUUUUUGAGGUUGUGAGGGACAGAAAACAAGGAGGGGUGGCGAGAGUGAAGAUUCUGGAUGGGGGUAACAAAAAUUGACAGGUCUUUCUAUCACUAGCACUUGAUUUAGAAAAGUGUGCCCGGCAAUAAAAAUAAAAAUAAAAAAAAGACGAAGAAGAAGAAAAAAACUUCUGCUGUUUAUGCUACCCAUGGCUCAUUAGCAGUCGAGAGGCUAAGCUAAUUCCCUGGUUCCUCUCAGAGUCCUAAAGACUGUGGACUCAUUGAAUCCACACAGGGAACACAAUCUACCCCUAUCAACCCAUUUCCUGCUGUUACUGCUCAGUGUCUCAGCUCUCUUUCUCCCCCUCUCUUUUUUCCUCUCUUUCUCGCUUUUUCUUCCUUCCUCUCUUCUUCCCUCCUUCUUUUCCUCCCUGACAAAUUGUCCAACAAACACCCCUGGCCUUCCUUGAUUGACAAACACAGCUGCUGUGCAUAAACUUGUCAUACCACAGAGACAGGAGAGAAAGACACGUCUGUCCCCCCCCCCUUUUUUUCCUCUCUCGCUGUUUUCCCUCCCGUCUUUGUGUUUUUCUCUCGAGUUGUGUGUUCUGUGCCAUCUUUUUCACCAGUGGACUUCUCUUUUUUUAAUUUUCCAACAGUUGCUGCCUUUUCUUUUUCUUUAUAUUUCUCAGCUCUAUGUUUCUUCACUACUUAGCUUUAUACUAUCACAUGUGCUCGAGGGGGUGGAAGAAUUACCAACGACGACAAAUAUUAAAUCCUUUUUUAUUGUAUUCUUUGUUUUCUUUUUCCUACAAUGCUGUGACUUUUACACACCCAUACCCCCUUUUGUGUCACUCAUUGGCAGGCACAGAUUUAUGUUUUUUUAAAUUAUUUUUUUCAACCCAAACCAGAGGAGGUCUCACAGAGUUGGGUGAUGCUACUCCAUUCCUUUACACCUUUGCAAUGUCAUUGUUGGGGAUUAAGAAACGAGAUCUGUGCUUUUGUUGUGUUUUUUUUUUUUUGUUUUGUUUUUGUCUAGAUAUAACAAAAAAGAAAAAAAUCUCAUAUAAAAGGUUCCCUUUAUAGAUAUUUAUUUUGAAGUUCUAUUUUAUAUAGUAUUUAUUUAGAUGCCAACUUUUUGUUUGUGAAGAAAGCUUAUGUCGAAAUGGAAUGUACAUUGACAAUGGAAAUAUAUAUUGUUAAAUAUA